AUGUUUUUGUGGCAGAUUACUUCCGAACCAGCUUCCAGGUCAGCAAGAUGUCUGUUCCCUGAUGAUCUAGGGUCAGGUCCAGUGCCCACACAACGUCCCAUCAAGCAGGAGCCUAGGACACCAGAGAAACGCUCCUCUGGCUUCAACGUCAGCGACAUCAUCAAGAAGGAGCAGAUCGACGAGAGUGUCAGCUCAGAUGACAGCGGCACUGAUGCACUUCAUAUUGCUUUUGAUGAUACAGAGGACACCAUCACAUCAGCUUCUUGUGACACACCCAAAAGUGACACCAUCGAGAACAUUGCCAAACAAGCAUCUUUAUCAGAAGCAAAGAUAGUACCUACACCCCUAAUCAGCGAGUAUCCACCACCCUCAAUGCCUGGCUACCCCUAUGGAUUUAUCCCACCCCAUGCCUUGUACCCCAUGCUCAGCUCGGGGAUGUAUCCAUCUGUCUACCCAGGAUUCAUGCCGUAUCAACCUCCAGUCCUCCAUCACAUGAUGCCACAGAUUCCUUCAGUACAUCAAACCACAGCAUCCCCUAUCCCUGGAGCGCAUAGUAUGCAAGAAUACUACAACAAAGUUGAGGACAACAUGCACUCACAUCGCAGCCCAAGUCCUGCCUCUAGCCAUGCUUCCAGUGGUGUGUACAGCGAUCCGAGUCCAGUGCCCAGUCCCACCAGAUCAAACCCCAGUGUCCCGUCCCCCGAGAUGAGCCCUGUCGCACAUCAGAGAAUGCGAGCCCCGGGUGGACGCACCUGUUACAACCAGACACAGGUCCGGGCAAUGGAGAAGGCUUUCUCCGAGUGCAAAUACCCCGACUACGAAGUGUUUGAGGAGAUGUCAUCGAAACUCAAUAUUCCCGCCAAGAAAAUAAAGGUCUGGUUCCAGAACAAACGUGCUCGCAGCAAAUCCCGCACCCAUACUCCUAGUGUAUUGACACCCGGGUAUGGCUAUAUGGCACCAAGUCCCAUGAUGACCUUCCCAUACCCGGUCCCCCAGGCUUCCAUGAUGCCAAUGUACCCUGGGUAUCCCUACCCAUCGGUGUUCGCAUCGCCCAUGUGCUGAAUGAAUUAUGACAUUUAUCAAUGACCAUGAAGUGCUACAUGUACACAUCUAUGAUUUGUAUAUUUAUUAUUAUUUAUUUGCUUAUGAAUAUGUGAACAUAUUGUGUCAAACCAUAUGG
Haliotis rufescens (red abalone) is the source of this 1180-nucleotide messenger RNA. Its product is annotated as GS homeobox 1-like. Gene Ontology annotation, molecular function: DNA-binding transcription factor activity, RNA polymerase II-specific; transcription cis-regulatory region binding. The record is from RefSeq and is a predicted model, not a curated record. Gene Ontology annotation, biological process: regulation of DNA-templated transcription. The transcript is spliced from 3 exons. Lineage: Eukaryota; Metazoa; Mollusca; Gastropoda; Lepetellida; Haliotidae. Gene Ontology annotation, cellular component: nucleus. Bases 1 to 1062 code for a protein of 353 amino acids.